AUGGAUUAUAAAACAUUGCCAUUGAAUUGGGCAACGAUUCCCGAGGAAUUGUUAGUUAUUGUGAUGUCCUAUCUAAAUGCCAAAGAGCUUAUGCGAAUUGCACAAGUUAGCUAUCACUGGAGAUGCGUCGCCGAAGAAAAUUGCCUCUGGCGACCUUUAUUUUUAAAAGACUUCAAAUUGUCCGAUCAUUGUAAAUUAAAGAUUUGUUCAAGAUGGAUUGACGAAUAUAAAAUGUUCAAAUUCAAUGUACCGAACGAAUUGUCGGAAAAUCUUCCGGAUUGCUACGAAGGAAUGUCGUAUGUUUGCUUUUCCAAAGACGGUCUCUUAUUUUGUACGGUUGCUUGCAACGCUUCAUUUAAGGUUUCUUUUAUUUGGACAACAACACAUCCAGUGUAUUUGUUUCAUGAGCGGCAUCUUGACGAGGAGUUAGACUGGGAACAAGCAUUUUUUGCCGAAUUCAGUCCUGACAAUAAGCACUUGUUAAUCUCCGGACUAAAAUACGAUGGAACCGGAGAAAUUGCUGUUUUUUCAAUCGAUGGUACAUUAUAUCGUUCGGUUAUUGGUUCUUCUGUAUCUCAACUGUGGAUUUGUUCAGCUAAGUCGUUUUAUGAAUGCAAUGAUGCCGCAAUAUUUUCUGCCCUUUUCAGACUGCUAAAUCGAGGUGGUGGAUUCUGUCAAAAAGUCACCGUCGGACGAUAUAUAUCCUCACGUCUUCGUGGUGUCAUUAUGUUAGCACAAGAAGCAGCUAAAGAAAAUAAGGCUGAAAUACGAGUUAUCAAUCUUUCGACGAUGACGUUUGGUAGUUCAUAUUUCGGUCAUUUUGCAACUAUCACUGAUCGUUUUCAAUGUUCCAUUGGUGGACCAUUUGUUGUUAGCGGUUCUAAAGAUGGCGGACGUAUUUGGUCAAAAGAUUACAAAUGUGUUAUUGGUAAUCUCUCACAUGGUUUUGAUCAUGGAAUAACAGCAGCUGUACAACCAAUUGAUGGAAGUAUGAUUGUUACUGUCAGCAAAGGUGAUGACAGUAUUAAAAUAUGGCGAAGCAAGAAAUUUUUACAAAAGGAAAUUGUUGUUCCCAAUGAUUUUAUGUAA
Dracunculus medinensis (Guinea worm) is the source of this 1089-nucleotide messenger RNA. The record is from the annotation of a GenBank genome assembly. NCBI's taxonomy places the organism in Eukaryota, Metazoa, Nematoda, Chromadorea, Rhabditida, Dracunculidae.